UUUCAGACAGAAACAUCAACUUCCUAAGACUUAUUCUUGCUUGCAAAUUAGGAUUAUUUGCUGCUUAUUAAUUUUAUUUAUAUUUAUUUGUUCUUUGUUUUUUGUCACCUAAAAGUCACUGAACAAAACAAGCAUGCUAUUGGAGCUAGCUAGUUCAUUUGCCAAUCGAUUUGCAACUAAAGGAUAUGGUAUUUUUGAAAAUGGUGAUGGGAGACUUCCCAUAAAUGACCGUGAUUUGGAGAAUCGACGUCAAAUCGAUGAAAUCUGUCGUCCUUUGAUGCUCAAUGAUGACAAUUUGAAGCAAGUGAUGAGUGAAUUGCUUAAAUCAAUGGAAAAAGGCCUGCAUCACAAAACUGCAUCACAGGCAGCAGUGAAAAUGUUGCCUUCCUUUGUACGCGCAGUGCCUGACGGUACUGAAAUUGGAGCUUUUCUCGCGCUUGAUCUUGGCGGCACCAACUUCCGUGUGUUGUUGAUUAAAUUGAAUAAACGAGAUGCCGAAAUGACUGGAACGAUCUUCCGUGUACCAGAAAAUAUAAUGCGUGGCACUGGCGAAGGGCUAUUCGAUCAUAUCGCUGAGUGCAUGGCUCGUUUCAUGGAAGAAAAAAAUGUUAAACAAGCUGGAAAGCUUCCUCUUGGUUUCACGUUUUCAUUUCCGUGUCGACAGGAGGAUCUGACAUGUGCGAAACUUAUCAAUUGGACCAAAGGUUUUAAUGCAAGUGACGUUGAGAAUAAGGAUGUCGUUACACUGCUACGUGAAGCAUGCCAACGUCGCAAGGAUAUUGAUAUCGAUGUGGUAGCUGUUCUAAACGAUACUGUUGGUACGUUGAUGGCUUGCGCAUUCAAAGAGAAUACAUGUCAAAUUGGUGUUAUCGUUGGUACAGGUACCAAUGCGUGCUAUAUGGAAAAAAUUAAAAAUUGCGAUAAAAUCAAGCAUUUGCUUUUAAAAGAUGAUGGAAUGCCAGAUGAGAUGAUCAUCAAUACGGAAUGGGGAGCAUUUGGAGAUGAUGGUGUGCUGGAAUUCCUGCGCACUAGUUUCGAUCGAGAAGUGGACGAGAAAUCGAUCAAUCCUGGCAAACAAUUAUUCGAAAAAAUGAUCUCGGGUAUGUACAUGGGCGAAAUUGUUCGUGUCAUUCUAGCUCACCUGGCACGCCGAAAUCUUCUUUUCAAUGGUGAUUACGAGGCCAUUUCAAAACCACAUUCAUUCCCGACUAAAUAUGUCUCCGAGGUUGAAAAAGAAAUUUUGGAAGAUGAAGAGCGAAAUUUCGCAAAAACAAUGCAGAUUUUGGAAGAAAUUGGAACCGAACAAGUAUCAGUCGCUGACUGCAUUAAUGUUGCAUACGUAUGCUCUCUUGUUAGUACACGAGCUGCAUACUUAUGUGCUGCUGGCAUAGCAACAUUGCUGAAUCGAAUGCAAAAACCAUACGUGACAGUUGGUGUUGACGGUUCCGUUUAUCGAUUUCAUCCUACCUUCCCGCGCUUGCUUGAUGAGAAAAUAGAGCAGCUGAUCGAUAAGAAAUUGAAGUAUCAGUUGAUGCUCUCAGAAGAUGGAAGCGGUCGUGGAGCAGCGCUAGUGGCAGCAGUUGCAACGCGAAUUAAAAAUAAAAGUUGUUCUCAAACAUCUGUUAAUUGAAUUUGUGCUGCAUGUUUUGCCAUAAUUUUUGCAAAUUAUGGGUAUUAAAGAAGAAUUUGUUUCGUCUUUUUUGUUUCUCUACAUAUUUGUUGAAUUUACGGUUAACUUAGCACUCAUUCAUUCGUGUCUCUUGUUUAUGCAUGUAUUUUUGGCCCGUAUUUGCAACCACGGCAAAAUUAAUAACAGCAGCGACGAUCAACUAUCAAACAAUGGUACUCUUUUUAUUAGCGAUGGUUUCAACUCUAUGUGUUGCAACUUGUAACAUUGAAACUGUAAUUUUCUCUUUCCAGAAAAUCACCUUAUUGGCAAUAGUUUUAAUUCUAAAAAAACGAUGCAUCCAUAAUCUUGACGUCAUCCAUAAUAACUAUAGCACCGACAUAUGGCUAUUGUAAAAGUUUUAGGAUAUUUUGAAA
Messenger RNA from Loa loa (African eye worm), 2043 nucleotides. Its product is annotated as hexokinase type II. The record is from RefSeq and is a predicted model, not a curated record. The transcript is spliced from 10 exons. Lineage: Eukaryota; Metazoa; Nematoda; Chromadorea; Rhabditida; Onchocercidae. Gene Ontology annotation, cellular component: cytosol; mitochondrion. The coding region runs from base 134 to 1630 and encodes 498 amino acids. Gene Ontology annotation, biological process: glucose 6-phosphate metabolic process; glycolytic process; intracellular glucose homeostasis. Gene Ontology annotation, molecular function: fructokinase activity; mannokinase activity; ATP binding.